Musca domestica (house fly) is the source of this 644-nucleotide messenger RNA. RefSeq lists its product as uncharacterized. Lineage: Eukaryota; Metazoa; Arthropoda; Insecta; Diptera; Muscidae. The record is from RefSeq and is a predicted model, not a curated record. The coding region runs from base 1 to 357 and encodes 118 amino acids. The transcript has a single exon.
AUGGGCGGUGGUGGCGGCGGCGGCGGCAGUACAAUUGGCGGCGGCAGCGUGCUGGGUGGGCAUGGUACUCUGAUGAGCACGGCAGGCAAUAGUACGGUUGGCGGCAGUGGCAUGCACGGUGUUGGGGCUCCUCCUGGCAGUUUAAUGCAUGGAAGUGGUGGUGGGGGAGGGGGAAAUGGUGGCAAUGGCGGCGGUGGUGGUAUGAAUACUCCAGGUAAUGUCUAUGGCAAUGGGGGCAAUGGCAAUAACGGUCCUGGCAUGGUGGAUUCCAGGGCCGUCUCUGUGGUGGUCUCACUACCAGGCGGGCCUGGUAACCAACAUCCGGGCCAGGCAUUAAGCGAUUAUGGUCCUAUAUAGUUAAUGGUACGGCCAGAUACAAACCACUGGGUAUCCACAAGUAGUUUUAGUCAAUUGUAAAUCUCAGAAGUGAAAAAAAUGGAAAAUUUUUGAAAAAAAAAUGGACGGGUUAACAAUUGAUUGGAAAAACUUGUUGUUAGGUUUUUUUCGAAAAAAAAAAAUAUUAUUUUUUGUUUUUUUCUUGUGUAUAAAGAAAAGAAUUCAGCCGCCAUAUUAAAUUCUAGUAAAGUAGUUUAUAAAGUUUUUUAAAAAAAUAUAUAACAUAAACACUGAAUAAUGAAAAUAAU